Molecule: messenger RNA, 1879 nt
Organism: Nannospalax galili (Upper Galilee mountains blind mole rat)
Lineage: Eukaryota; Metazoa; Chordata; Mammalia; Rodentia; Spalacidae
Gene: Slc5a12
Product: solute carrier family 5 member 12
Exons: 16
Coding region: 7-1866 (619 amino acids)
Biological process (GO): sodium ion transport; transmembrane transport
Cellular component (GO): membrane
Molecular function (GO): lactate transmembrane transporter activity; symporter activity
Source: RefSeq, a predicted model, not a curated record
UCCAACAUGGAGGUGAAGAACUUUGAAGUUUGGGAUUAUGUUGUAUUUGCAGGCCUCUUUGUCAUUUCCUCAGGAAUUGGAGUGUUCUUUGCCAUAAAGGAGAGAAAGAAAGCAACAUCUCGGGAAUUCUUGGUUGGGGGAAGGCAAAUGACCUUUGGCCCAGUAGCUUUGUCCCUGACAGCCAGCUUUAUGUCUGCUGUGACUGUUCUGGGGACUCCAGCAGAAGUCUACCGUUUUGGGGCAUCAUUCAUUCUUUUUCUGAUUGCUUAUGCGUUUGUCAUCUUCUUCACAUCUGAGCUCUUUCUCCCCGUGUUCUACAGAUCUGGCAUCACCAGCACGUACGAGUAUUUACAACUGCGAUUCAACAAACCAGUUCGCUAUGCAGCAACAGUCAUCUACAUUGUGCAGACGAUUUUAUACACAGGUGUGGUGGUGUACGCCCCUGCUCUGGCACUCAAUCAAGUAACUGGGUUUGAUCUCUGGGCAUCUGUGUUUGCAACAGGAAUCGUAUGCACAUUCUACUGUAGCCUGGGAGGUUUAAAAGCGGUGGUGUGGACAGAUGCAUUUCAGAUGGUUGUCAUGAUUGUGGGCUUCUUAACAGUUCUCAUUCAAGGAUCAAAUCGUGGUGGUGGAAUCCACAAUGUAUUAGAGCACGCAACGAAUGGAUCUCGACUACACGUAUUUGACUUUGAUGUAGAUCCGCUCCGGCGACACACUUUUUGGACAAUUACAGUGGGAGGAACUUUUACUUGGCUAGGAAUCUAUGGAGUUAAUCAAUCAACCAUCCAGAGAUGCAUCUCUUGCAAAACAGAGAAGCAUGCUAAGCUUGCCUUGUAUUGUAACUUGUUGGGUCUCUGGAUCAUUGCGCUGUGUGCUGUCUUCUCUGGCUUGAUCAUGUAUGCCCACUUCAAAGACUGUGACCCUUGGACUUCUGGUGUUAUUUCAGCACCAGACCAGCUUAUGCCAUAUUUUGUCAUGGAAUUAUUUGCUACUAUGCCAGGACUCCCAGGACUUUUUGUGGCUUGUGCCUUUAGUGGAACUCUAAGCACAGUGGCUGCUAGCAUCAAUGCCUUAGCAACAGUGACCUUUGAGGAUUUUGUCAAGAGCUGUUUUCCACAUCUCUCCGACAAGCAGAGCACAUGGAUCAGUAAAGGCUUAUGUCUUGUAUUUGGUAUAUUGUGCACCUCCAUGGCUGUGGUCGCCUCCUUCAUGGGGAGUGUUGUUCAGGCUGCCCUCAGCAUCCUUGGCAUGUGUGGGGGACCGAUGAUGGGUUUAUUCACUUUAGGGAUCGUGUUCCCUUUUGUGAACUGGAAGGGUGCACUAGGAGGCCUCCUUAUAGGAAUCACCUUGUCAUUUUGGGUAGCCAUUGGGGCUUUUGUUUACCCUGCACCACCCUCUAAGACAUUGCCUUUACCUCUAUCGAUAGAGCAGUGUGUCCAAUCAAAUAUAACGGCAACAGUAGCUCCUCAGCUAUCCAGCAGACCUGCCUUAGCUGAAACCUGGUACUCCCUCUCCUAUCUUUACUACAGUGCAGUGGGCUGCCUGGGAUGCAUACUUGCUGGAAUAAUCAUCAGCUUCAUAACAGGUCGGCAAAAAGGCCAGGAUAUUGACCCACUUUUAAUUAGACCAGUUUGUAAUUUAUUUUGCUUUUGGUCUAAGAAAUACAAAACUCUGUGCUGGUGUGGAGUCCAGCAUGACAGUGAAACUGAGCAAGAUUACCUUGACCAUGGCAGCGCCUGGAAACAAGGGGUUGAAUCUGCCCUACAGAAUGGACUCAAACAAGAAGGUUUGGCCCAGAUUCCAGGCUACAACCCCAAGGACAAAAGUUACAGCAACAUGGCACAAGAGAGGAUUACUAAUUUCUAGGACAAUAUAUGUA